Molecule: messenger RNA, 1985 nt
Organism: Balaenoptera ricei (Rice's whale)
Lineage: Eukaryota; Metazoa; Chordata; Mammalia; Artiodactyla; Balaenopteridae
Gene: CLDN10
Product: claudin 10
Exons: 5
Coding region: 211-897 (228 amino acids)
Biological process (GO): cell adhesion; bicellular tight junction assembly
Cellular component (GO): bicellular tight junction; plasma membrane
Molecular function (GO): structural molecule activity
Source: RefSeq, a predicted model, not a curated record
AAGGAUCAUCUUAGAUUACCUUUAAAAUGCCAUCGGUAAAUCAGACUUUAUCCUAAAUUCCGGUACUUCCUCAGGCCACCUGAGCAUGAAGUACUGUCACCUACCCGCAUUAACUUGCUGCAACACUGGUCCAAGCGGAUUGUGUCCGCUGCAUACCUAGACCACCGCAGCGAUCUGUCUGGACAGUGUCCCUGGAGACGCCUGAGCGACAUGUUCAGGGCACAGAUCUCGGCUCUGGUGUUUGGCGUCGGGGGCUUUGGCGCUCUCGUCGCUGCCACCGCGUCCAAUGAGUGGAAAGUAACUACCCGAGCAUCCUCGGUGAUAACGGCCACUUGGGUUUACCAGGGUCUGUGGAUGAACUGCGCAGGUACCGCGUUGGGUUCUUUCCAUUGCCGACCGCACUUUACUAUCUUCAAAGUAGAAGGUUAUAUCCAGGCAUGUAGAGGACUUAUGAUUGCUGCCGUCAGCCUGGGCUUUUUUGGUUCCAUAUUUGCCCUGUUUGGAAUGAAAUGUACCAAAGUCGGAGGCUCAGAUAAAGCCAAAGCUAAAAUUGCUUGUUUGGCUGGGAUUGUGUUCAUACUGUCAGGGCUAUGCUCAAUGACCGGGUGUUCCCUGUAUGCAAACAAAAUCACAACGGAGUUCUUUGAUCCCCUCUUCGUGGAGCAAAAGUAUGAAUUAGGAGCUGCUCUGUUUAUUGGAUGGGCAGGAGCCUCACUCUGCAUAAUUGGUGGUGUCAUAUUUUGCUUUUCAAUAUCUGACAACAACAAAGCACCCAGAAUGGGAUACACAUACAAUGGGGCCACAUCUAUCAUGUCUUCUCGGACAAAGUAUCACGGUGGAGAAGAUUUUAAAACCACAAACCCUUCAAAACAGUUUGAUAAAAACGCUUACGUCUAAAAAGAGCACUGCCCGCAAGCCGUGCCUUGAGCUUGUUUUAAACGUGAACUGUUCACAAAAUGCUGCCAUCAAGGCCCUCCUACAAUUAACACUCAAACUAUUUUUAAAAUACAAAUUUGAAGAACUUGUUGAUUAUCGGAUGUAAAUGUUCUUACAUAGUUACAUACUAAUCAUUUUCUGUUGUGACUUUCUAUAAAGAAAUAAACAGGCUAUUUACAGGAUUUGUAUAUAUUUUAUACAUCAUAAAAUUUGUAUAUGUAUUUAGCACCAAAGAUUCCAGUAUUCGUAAUGUAGCCUUCUUAAUCAUUCAGACAUUGCAACCUUUGUCCCCAUUUUUUAUGUUUCUUUUUCUUCGUAUAUUAAACAGAAGAUGUAUAAGGAGUUGUGUCUUGUAAACAGUAUGGGGGCAACCUGAGACUAUUCCUCAGAUGUUUGGGUUGAACGAACAUGUACUGGCUGAGUAGAGCCGAGUUCUGGUUUCUGACCCCUGUCUGUCACCACCGUACUUCUCCACGGCUGCUCCAGCAAGGGCUAACAGGGCCAAAUGCUAUGCCCAUCGCCUGGCACGUCCGCUUUAAAUAACUGCUCUGGCUUCUCCAGUACAGAAGGCAGAUCCUGGGGUGGGGCAUCGGCAAGAGCAGAGCUGGAGAUGCUGGUCAUGGCCGACUUUGGGGCCAACAGAGGAAGGCCUGGAGCCGCGUUGUACCUGCCCCACCCAGAAAUAAUGGACCAAGUUCCAGUGUGUCGCUCAGGUCGUGUGCAUGGAACUAACCGGUAAUGGAGAGACAGCAUUUUUCAAGACGUGUUAAGUUGCUCCAGUGAUCUCUGACCAAAGACGCCGUUUUAUUUCUAGAGGCAGCCCUUUUACCUCAUGCCCGUAAGGGCGAUAGUUAUCUCAGUCUGCGUGUGCCCGCACUCACUCCAUCCUCACAACUGCCCCCUGAGGUAAGUGCUGUAGCAACCUGAGCUGGCAGGGGAUGAAACGAAAGCAGAGAGUUGAAGUGACUUGCUGCGGCGAGUGACAAAACCAAGACUUUGAACUGAGGCAGUCUAGGGUGAAAUAUACAGUCUCAAGCUUUGGAUAAGAA